Molecule: messenger RNA, 2226 nt
Organism: Talaromyces atroroseus
Lineage: Eukaryota; Fungi; Ascomycota; Eurotiomycetes; Eurotiales; Trichocomaceae
Exons: 3
Coding region: 1-2226 (741 amino acids)
Biological process (GO): mitochondrial RNA 3'-end processing; RNA catabolic process
Cellular component (GO): mitochondrial degradosome
Molecular function (GO): hydrolase activity, acting on acid anhydrides; ATP binding; RNA helicase activity
Source: RefSeq, a predicted model, not a curated record
AUGGACAUUCAGAACAGGCGAGUGCCUGUCCUGUUCGUUUCGGCCUCGAGGUUUUGCCGCCACAUUUACACGGCCGUUUACAUCGACUCCAUCUUUGUCGAGGGUCUCCCUGCCCUUCUGACGCUAGCUAACCAGUACCAGCCCAAAGAUUUUCAUUCUUAUGAUCGACGGAAUUCGCGCGUUUUCGUCUCCGGCGACCUUCGAAAUUUAGGGAGCAAACAUUUUUAUCCUGCAGUGGAAAGUGCAUUGGCAGAUGUACAAGAAACACUCGGCCCUUCCCAUCCACUGCACCGAACAUGGAAUGCGUUUUAUCGACGAAUCACCCAGGCAGCGCAAUUGCAGGCCGAUCUUGAUACUCCUCCAAAAGGCGAUCUACAAACCUUGAGGACGUCGCUUUAUCGGGCUUUUCAGAAGAGCGGAAUCAAAGGCAUUCGAGAAGAAUUAUAUAUAAUACAAAAGAAUGACGAGUUCGCCUCGAGCUAUGGAAAUCCGCAUCUUGAAGAGCAGAAAAAGGCAGUGGAUCUUCGAUAUCCAGCAGAGUGGUAUCCGCACACUCGGUCGAUGCAACGAACUAUUCAUCUUCACGUGGGGCCCACAAACUCCGGAAAGACAUACCGUGCUUUGAAGAGACUUGAGCAAGCUCAGCGGGGGUUCUAUGCCGGGCCGCUUAGAUUACUAGCCCAAGAAGUAUACUCUCGCUUCACUGCUGACGGGAUACCAUGUGCUCUAGUCACUGGGGAUGAAGUCCGCAUUCCAGACUCCCCGCCUCGAAUUUUCAGCAACACCGUAGAGAUGGUGACCUUGAGCCAAAAUUUCGAAGUCGGUGUCAUCGAUGAAAUCCAGAUGAUUUCUGAUCCGGAUCGAGGCUGGGCUUGGACAAAGGCAUUUUUGGGAGCUAGGGCUAAAGAACUACAUGUUUGCGGUGAAGAGCGCACCGUACCAUUAAUCAAAGAACUUGCCAGCCUCACUGGCGAUAUUUUAGAGAUACAUCGGUACCAAAGACUGAAUCCCUUGAAGGUAGAAUCCACCAGUCUCAGGGGCGAUCUUCGGAAACUUCGAAAGGGAGACUGCGUGGUUUCUUUCUCGAGAUUAAACAUCCAUGCUCUGAAAAAUGAAAUUGAGAAAGUGACUGGGAAACGAGCCGCAGUCGUGUACGGUGGUCUUCCAGCAGAGAUUCGCACGCAACAAGCCAAUCUUUUCAACGACCCAGACAACGAUUAUCAUUUCCUAGUGGCAAGCGAUGCUAUUGGUAUGGGCCUUAACUUAAAAUGCAAACGUGUUAUUUUUCAGACUUUGAUCAAAGGUGCAAAGGGCAACCUAAAAAGGAUCAGCAUUCCACAAAUCAAGCAAAUUGGAGGGCGCGCCGGUCGAUUUCGUGCUGCUAAUGAGACACAAGAGCCGAAUGGUUCGCAGGAACCUAAUGUGGGAUUGGUGACGUCUCUUGAAGACGUUGACUUACCAUAUAUACAGCGGGCCAUGGAAUUUGAGCCUGCUCCUCUCACGGCGGCCGGUAUAAUUCCUACGGAUACUGCAUUUCAACGCAUAGCCCCUUAUUUUCCGGCUGAAGUCCCAUUUAAGUUCCUCGUCAAUCGUGUCUUCUCCUUAGCACAAACCCACCCACUCUUCUUCAUGUGCAGAUCGCGGGCGCAGAUUGCAUCUGCUGAAAUCAUCGAUCGUUCCCACCAACUGAAUAUUGAUGACCGGCUUAUAUUCAUGGCAGCACCGAUCAAUGACAGUGACCCUGUACUGCAGAGGACCGUCCGAGGAUAUAUCCGAGCUCUUGCCACUAAUAACAGCGGCCGUUUGCUCGAUAUUCCGGAGAUUAAUCUAGAAGUUCUCGAACUACCUGUCUCUGGCAACAGGGAGUAUCUCAACGAUCUUGAAAGUCUACACAAGUCACUGAUCAUAUACCUGUGGCUCAGCUAUCGUGUCGGAGGCGUCUUCACAGAUCGAACCCUGGCCAUGCAUGUCAAGACCAUGGUCGAAGAGCGGAUGAUGCGAGCUCUGGCUGAAUUUUCUGCCAACAAGAAACUACGAAGAGAUGCUUCGCUCCGUCGGCAAAUUGUCUUGGAACGUCGCAACGCUGAGCAAGAGCGGUUGCUAUCAGCUACCGAAGGCAGCAACGAGACAAGUGACCCUAGUUCCGAUGCGUUUGACAUGCCUAUAGUGGAGGAUACAUCGUCUCACAAUGAAGCACAAUCAAGAAACAGCAUUGCAACAGUUUGA